Molecule: messenger RNA, 680 nt
Organism: Schizosaccharomyces japonicus yFS275
Lineage: Eukaryota; Fungi; Ascomycota; Schizosaccharomycetes; Schizosaccharomycetales; Schizosaccharomycetaceae
Product: methyltransferase implicated in translation
Exons: 5
Molecular function (GO): N-terminal protein N-methyltransferase activity; protein methyltransferase activity; methyltransferase activity
Source: RefSeq, a predicted model, not a curated record
GUAUGACCAACACAAAUUUCUAUAAGGACGCAGUCGAAUACUGGACGAAAAUCGAGCCUACCGUAGAUGGAAUGCUCGGUGGCUUUGGUAGAGGAAGGAUUCCUCGAGUGGAUGCUCUUGCAAGUCGUCAAUUCUUGAACCGUCUGAAAAGCAGGUGGCAAGACAUUCAGCCUGCUGUUGCUGCAGACUGCGGUGCCGGCAUUGGACGUGUUACUGAAAACGUGCUCUUGUCCUUCUUUCAGCAUGUCGAUCUUGUGGAACCUAUUCCCAAGUUUCUUGAUACCGCUAAGGAGCAGUUGAAGGAAAAGCCAUGCGACUUUUUCUGUACCGGCCUUGAAAAGUGGACGCCCGAACACGGAAAGUAUGCCGUCAUUUGGAAUCAGUGGUGUCUGUCCCAUUUAACAGACGAAGACCUUUUGGCCUAUCUGGUACGAGCACAAAAAGCUCUUGUUCCAAACGGUGUGAUCUGUGUCAAGGAAAACAUUGCCCAUUUUAAAGACUGUUUUGACGAACAAGAUAGCAGUGUAACUCGUACGGAAGCAAGCUACAAACAGAUUUUUCAAAAGGCUGGGCUUGAAGUUGUUCAAGAGGCCCUUCAACAUGGAUUUCCAGACGACUUAUUCCCUGUUAAGAUGUUUGCAUUGGUCCCGAAGCAGGCCAGUCAGCGUAAAGAAUGCUGA